UGACUUGACACACAACUUGCUUGUUCCAGUACGCAGUCACCCCGCGCAAGGGACUCAUUAGCCUAUCUAUGCAAGAAGGGUUGAUACGCAAGAUGCGCCACAGGCCGCUUUGUUGAUCUUUUGGCUGGAGGUUUGGUCUGUCUGUUACAGGCGUAUGUAGAGGCGUCGACAAAGCCUCGUCUCCCUUUGUCAGUGCAACCAAGCACAAUGCACAAAGAACAGCAACACGAGUUGAGUUGCCUUCCAUCGCCUACAUACUUUCUUUGCCUUCUCAAUCAGGCUUUGUUGCACUGAAUAUUGCACGUUUCUACUCUUGGCUAACCCCAAGCCGUGGGGGUACAGGCCACAGAGCACGUACAGCAGAGCAACAACUGAUCCAGACCUGAUGCUCGCCUCGUCGCUCUUCAACUUCCCCACAAUCACCUGUUCCGUUCAUAACAGGACUGCCUUUCUACUGGUGCCAUUUCCGCUCUCGCAAGCUGAGCUGCCGUCUGCGUCUUUGUCUGCGAUCUACCCUUGCUCCAGGGACGCACGCAGUAGCCGCCUUAGGUGCCAUGUUGUCUCUCCAAUCUGCAUCAACAGCAACCCCUUCGUCCAUCAACCAAUUAAACUCUUCUCUUGCAACCAGGCUCGUGAGCUCUCCCACGCCUGGCCCACUUGCAUAUGUGCAGAAAUGCAUGCAAUGCAAGCCAGAAAUCCCCCGAUGACGACAGUUUGGCAUGGACAUGGAUGUGUUUUACUGCUAGCCACAUAGCCUAUCUAGCCUAUCCAUGUGCCCGCGGAAUCAAUCAAUGGACACAUGAAAUCAGAGUCAAGAAUCCUUUCAGAUCCUCAAAGAUCAUCUCUCAGGUUUAUUACAAAGGACCCUGAAACCGACUAAUAUAGCAAACCGAAACAAUCGUCUCUCUCUCCUAUCUCUCAAGUUAACAGAUGAAACGACUGAAGGGUCCUUGUACGACCUAAGCUGCGCGAUAUCCCAGCUUCUCGUGACUCGCAUCACUUCGUUUAAUACUGCGACGAUCAUGGAAGGUGUCUGAAACUGUCCAAUCUUAUCUGGCGCUGUUUACUGAUCGCCAAUUGCCUCGGUCUCUUCCCGUGAGUUGGAGCUGCAUGCAGGCAGUGCAACCCCCCCCCCCCCUUCAACUUGCUUGAGCAACCUGCAACCAAGGAAUGACAGUCGGGGUCUCGGUCUUUGCGAUAACGGACCUGUCUGAUUUGAUAUCAGUUCUCUACUGGCGGCUAUGUCAAUUGGUACGCGUAGUAUCGUACAUACAACAGCACAUUGGCCAAGACUGGACAAGCUGGGCUCACUCUUACUCUCUGGCUUCCUUGAACAUUGACGCUCCUCGUCACGUUGACCCGUCCUGCUGGGCACUAACCCCGCGUUGUGAAGUCAAACCCCGCAUCUUAAAACAAUAUGACAGUCAACGCGGUAUCAGCGCGUAGCUGUUAAAUUCGCAUGUUACUCUGCUGUGCUUAUGCUUGUUUGAGAGGGUGUCUUCUGUGCUCUCGCUCAUGCAGCCCAGAUAGCCUUCUGAAGUUGACUGUCCAGUGUCCUUCACCCACAGCCCGCCCACCCACUCUUUGGACAGGGCUCUGACAUCGCGAGACUCCGGCGGUGAACAUGCUAUUUCUUUACGUUGUUGAAAUUACGGCUGGGAUCACGAACAAGAAAACAUCGAGCUACAAAGAGGAUAAUGAUCACGAGAUGACCGCCAUCAUGGCAACAAUGGAGUCAGCUCUGUGCAUUCAAGUUGCUCAGCAUAUUACCGCUAAGCAGUAUAUGGGAUAGCGAUAGCCAUUAACAGGAUAUCCUGAGAAGUCGUUUCGAUACACUUCUCGAAUUCUAACUGCAUCCAACAUACCUACCUACAUAGACUUUGAUCUAGCUGGUUUGGAGACCGAGCACAUGGGUCUCAAAAGUAUCGCAUUGUGACACUGGUGAACGCUGAAGAGGGUGCAGAUGCAUUUAUCUACGGGAGAUACAUUGAUCAAUUAAUGCUCAUCAAAGCAAUGUCACCACCGUGUAAGUCCUUACCCGCACCUCGCAUAUCGACCCGCAUGCCGCAAAGCUCCAUCUCUCUGCAUCGUCAAACAGACCCAGGUCUCGGCCGGUUAUACCACUGGACUGGCCCGACUUGAGGACCCAUCAUCUCAUUGAUUUUACGCCGAAAACAGAGAAGACAGGUGCGCGGUUUUUUGGCAAAGGAGGUGUGGACUGCUGCAUGAUGGGUUGUACAGCAUUCGAUGGAGUCUGAGGAGGUGGACUGAACUCUCAUCUCAUUUUCCCUUGCCGUUCUCCCUAGCCGGUUCCUUUCAUCCUGAGAAGAGCCGACCGCCCGUGAGAUGGCUUGAUGUUGAUACAGCCGCGGGAUAUGGGUGCCCAUCAGAAGCCACAUCUACAGAUUGAGGAACAAGCAUUCUUCGUCAUGCAAGAUGCAUCCUCUAUGACGAUGACGGUACCGGUCUUGUUGCCGGUUUGGAAUCUUUGCUUCCGUAGUCAAGUUGCCGAUCAGGGACGGGACUUGUCUUGACAUGCCCUCCUAGAUCUCUGCCAAGAGAUUGAUUUUCUCCGAAUGGGGCCAGAGCUUUUACAACCUCAGCUAUAACUCUCUCGAUACGGCGGCUGAUGAGGCUGAAUACCGACGGACAGACAAUAAAUUACUUUUGAAAAGUCUAACGGUCAUUCAUUGACUACUCUAGCUACUGUACUUGGGCGCCGGAAACUUCCUUGUUCUCCCUGCUCGAGGAUGAAGCCAUAGUGGGUUCCUGAAAAUUUGCUUCCCGUCCAGACUUUUCUAGACCAACAACAGCUUCAAGCUUGAACCUUUUUUUGAUUGACUCUCUUCAUCGUUCUCGGUCCGCUAGUGUCGCGAUGAGAAUUGGCUUGAGUACUUUACGAUACCUCCCCAAGCCCAAGGCUUCCUCCACUUACCGACAAACCGUCGAGGCAGAGCUCGUAAAAUGCUAAUGAAAGUCAAUCGUAAUUUCUCACCAAGAAUGAGGUUCAGCCACAGUCUGACCGCGAAUUACGGUCUCGUCAGUGGAGACCUCAUCACUUUUUUCCAGCUUUCAGCCUUCUUCUUCGAGCUCUGUAACUGUUGUUGAGUUCCCACACCCGCUUGAAGGUUCAAGUUCUGGCUUUGCACACUUUGGUCUCCUCCCAUAUUUCCCUGUUAACAUGGCUGAGACUGUGAUGCAAUUCACUGCUCAGAGUGUCUUGGCAGGGGCUGGGUUUGAGAAACGUUGAUUCCACUGCAGGUACUGUACGGUAACAUGCUGUAACAAUACAAUACCGUACUGUAUGUAUUGGAUACGGGCUGAGGUGUAUUUGCCAAGAAGGAAUUACGCAGUAAGGUGAGAUAAGCACAGCUGAACUUGUUUAUGCUGCGCCAGGUUGAUGAUGAAAAGUGAGGAUCCGUGACGCCAUGAGCCACUCCUGUUGUCACGACGAUGCCCAAAAAGCUACGUGUAUUCCGUGGCAAAGGACAACUCUGCGAGUUUCACUUCUCACCCAUCACCGCGCAAAGACGCACAUGGAAGAUCUCGGGCCUCACGGAUCCCGGGGAUCGUCAACUGCCAGCGGACUCUCGAAGGCCCGAAAGUCCAUGGAGUACGGAGUACGUACGAAUGGCGGGUUCCAGCGCAUUUGAUGGGUUGGAAAGCAGGCACAAGAAAGCAUAAACGUUACCUAGCCGACUUGUUUCUGCGACGUGUGAGGUCAUGACAGCUCAGGUGAUCGGCAAUCGUACAGUACGCGUUUGAGUGCCGAGUCAGCGAGUCCAGAUUUUUCCUGUUUAUUUGAGCUUUUGCUUUGGUGAUGUCUGAGAGGGAGAACCCGGUUCCUCCGAGUCAUAUCCGGCUCGGUUAUACUUUCCAGACGGAAAUAUCUGGAUUUAUGGUCGAUUCGACAUAUUGUCGUCAUGGAGGAGGGGAAUUUGAGGGGUUGUCUAGUGGAUGAAAACGACAGAAACUGAGAGACCUAUUCUUGGGUACAGGGUAACCUGUUUGUCACGAAUGCUUCACAUGACACAGGAAAGGUCAUUCACCAAGUUGGAUGAUUUGUGCACCGUCGACUAAUGUCACAGUCAAUUGGAUCAUCUCAUAAGACCCUUAUGAUAGAUCUCUUUCGUCUCACGUGAGACUCAUGAACGUUCAGGGUCCAUAUUCGUAUCACAUGAAUGCUGUGCUUAUUCUCAAGCGUUCAAGGCAUAUGGUCAGACACAACUGACUCUGUUGCUCCAAAAAGGUAUCGUUGGGGGUUGAACGGAAAAAGUAACAAACACAUGAAAUAUAUUUCCUUAUGGUGAAUAGACACAGCUACGAUACCAUAUUAAUCUUAUCUCGGAUGAAAGAAGCUUUAUGUUUCUGGAUUAUUCACUGCAGAGAAACCAAAGAGUUCAAGCAUAGAAAAGCUCAUGCUCUACGUAUUCAGUAUAUAAUAUCACCACAACUGACGUCUCACCUGUGAACCCAAGACUGGAAUCCACGUUGCCUCUGUUUUCGAGCAACUUCAUACUCACAAAGCGAGCCACAAUGGUAAGGAAUGAGUGAGAUAUCCCAGGCAGUAUGACAGGGCCACCAUAAGUACUUACUAGUUGAUUCACAUAACUUGGUAUCCAUGAGAUUGUCAUUGAGUGUGUUUUCAAAGCAUAACACCACCAAAUGUUAAGAGGGAAAGGCUUGAACCAACUGAGAUUAAGUACGCCAAGAGAAGACGGCUCGGAGUGAAGUGCCAACACGAGUGAACAUUCUUAGUAUUGGUGGUUGUGUGCAUGGCAGUCUUAGACAAUCUCAUGUCAGCACCCUCACCAUGAGAUACAGCAUGCCUAAGAGAACGAGCUUGCCCUGAUGCAUAUCAUUGAAAGAUGUCGAGAACAUAACAGGCAACAGACUGUUCGCUCAAAGAUCGGUUGCUUCUUAGCUAAUUAGUAUUGAUUCUCUAUCAGUAGUUGCCACUUUGCUAUAUUGAUCACACGUGCAUGAUGGAACUUUACAGCAUGCAAAGCAUUGUGAUCUAAGAAAGAUUCCUUAAAAAAGAAAGC
This is a messenger RNA of Fusarium verticillioides 7600, 5045 nucleotides long. RefSeq lists its product as hypothetical. NCBI's taxonomy places the organism in Eukaryota, Fungi, Ascomycota, Sordariomycetes, Hypocreales, Nectriaceae. Bases 386 to 754 code for a protein of 122 amino acids. The record is from RefSeq and is a predicted model, not a curated record. The transcript is spliced from 2 exons.